This is a messenger RNA of Laetiporus sulphureus 93-53, 1149 nucleotides long. Its product is annotated as AOX, alternative oxidase mitochondrial precursor. Gene Ontology annotation, molecular function: alternative oxidase activity. Lineage: Eukaryota; Fungi; Basidiomycota; Agaricomycetes; Polyporales; Laetiporaceae. Gene Ontology annotation, biological process: alternative respiration. Gene Ontology annotation, cellular component: mitochondrion. The transcript has 10 exons. Bases 1 to 1149 code for a protein of 382 amino acids. The record is from RefSeq and is a predicted model, not a curated record.
AUGUUCAGAACCACCGUCUCUCGCACCCUCCCGGCGGCGCGCACGCUGCACCCUUCCCUCUAUGUCGUCGCUUCACGCGGCCCUUCAUAUGUCCUCGCACAGCGUGCCUUCACCACUGGUACACCACUCUUUAACUCGCUGACCACCAAGCCCACGAAUGAAAAGGCCUCCGUCGGAGUUGAAGGUCUUCACAAGCGUGACAAGACAGCCGAGGAUUCAGUCACGAAGGAGAAUGGUACCAGCGACGUUCCGUCGGUCAUCAAGGGCGACUGGGUUCUAUUUCACCCUGUCUAUAAGCCCGACGAGCUCCGGUCGGUCGAGGUACUACACCGUGAAGCGAAAACGUUCUCGGACAAGAUCGCGUAUUCGUUCGUUAGGUUGCUCAGAUUGGGCUUCGAUGUCGUCUCCGGUUAUAAGCACAAGCCCCUUCCGCCCAAUUACAAAGAAAUGUCUAUCGCGGAACUCAGGAAGGCAGGCUACAUCAUGGAUGAGCACCAAUGGCUGAGGCGCUUCAUUUUCCUUGAGAGCAUUGCGGGUGUACCGGGAAUGGUCGCAGCGACUCUUCGCCACCUCAGAAGUCUUCGCUUGAUGCGUCGGGACUCGGGCUGGAUCCACACUUUGUUGGAAGAGGCUGAAAAUGAGCGUAUGCACCUGAUGACCUUCAUGACGAUGCGGAGGCCAGGCUAUCUCUUCCGAGCCAUGUUGAUCGGUGCUCAGGGUAUCUUCUACAACAUCUUUUUCGGUUGCUACAUGGUAUCGCCCAGGACGUGCCAUCGCUUUGUCGGCCAUCUCGAGGAGGAGGCAGUCAUCACUUAUACCAAGUGCAUUGAGGAGAUCGAAUCUGGUCAUCUCCCGGAGUGGGCAGACUACCCCGCCCCGGAGAUUGCGAAGAAUUAUUGGCGGUUGGACGAUAGCGCGACCCUCCUUGAUGUCAUCUACGCUGUGCGCAGCGACGAGAGCACGCAUCGGUUCGUCAAUCACACUCUCUCCAACCUGAAGAAGUCGGAUAUCAACCCAUUCGCGUUCCGCGAGCCCGACAUGACCGUCAAGGGCAAGAGAAUUGCCUUCACUCGCGAUGAGGCGGAGCGAUACGUCCAGGAGUCGCACAAGCUCAUCGAGGAUGGCAAGUUCCAUCCUAGGCAGUCUUAG